Messenger RNA from Cooperia oncophora, 675 nucleotides. NCBI's taxonomy places the organism in Eukaryota, Metazoa, Nematoda, Chromadorea, Rhabditida, Trichostrongylidae. The record is from the annotation of a GenBank genome assembly.
AUGAGGCGUUAUCGGCAUCCGAAUGUCGUCAAAUUCUAUGGAGUCGCCGUCGAGAAAGAACCAGUUAUGCUUGUAAUGGAACUGGUCGAUGGUGGUUCACUUGAUGGUGUACUCCAAAAACAUGGCGAUGACAUCCCAAUUAAUGAUCUUUUACGAUACGCCUUUGGAGCUUCUAAAGGACUUGAAUAUCUUCACUACAAAAACUGCAUUCAUAGAGAUGUAGCAACAAGGAACUGCCUGGUACACGACAACGACGUAAAAAUUAGUGACUUUGGGUUAUCACGUGAGCUAUCGAAUAGAGAAAAGAAGUAUAAGCUCAAGGACAUGAAUCAACGGCUGCCGAUCCGAUGGUUGGCACCAGAAGUUCUGGCCACGGCGACAUAUUCGACAAAAAGUGAUGUGUUCUCUUUCGGAGUGAUGCUAUGGGAGAUAUACACAGGAGGAGCCCUCCCAUACCAGAAUAUGACGCUUCCCGAAGUUCGUGCACGGGUGCUCUCUGGGUAUCGCUUGUCUGCACCGUACAAAAUGCCCAAAUUUGUACGAAUAAUCAUGAACGAACACUGCUUCCCAAAGACUCCUGAUGAACGCUGGACAAUGGCUGAGAUCCAACAGAAUAUCGAAGGUUUGCUCGAAAGACGUGCUCUACCCGGUACGAAAACAGCGUGCAGCAAAUGA